AGUAACCACCCCCAGCUAUCAUCCAUGAUAUGAUUUUCCCAAGUCUUCUUGAAGUUUUUUCCCCCCCUCUCCUCCCAUAAUAGUUUAGCAUUCUUCAACUCCUGAUUUCUUGAUCCAAGAACAUUAACCGGGCCACCAUCAUCAUGUUAAAGCUUUCUCCACGAAGAAACCAGAGAAGUAACGGCUUCAAGGUGAAGCACGCCCUCCAGAUAUGCGUCUUCGGGGGCGCUUGUGUUUGGCUGAUGUAUCAAUUCCAGGACAAGAAACUUCCAUUCUCGUACCAUCAUCAAGAAAAAGCCAGCAGCAGCAGUGUCCGCCGGAGCAAGGCCACGCCGGCGGCCGGGAAUCAGAACGGCUUCUCCGCCAUCAAGUUGGGGAGGAAGGAUCUCGAUCCUCUGGGAAUCGAACAAAUGACCGCCGAGGAUCUAAAGAACGGCGGGCAGGAUGCAGAGGAAGACAAGAGCUUUGAUGACGAAACCAAGAUUCUCGAGGAGAUCAAGGUUGACGAUGAGAUCAAUAAUGGGAAUGGAGAUGAAGAGCCUGCGAGAAACCCAGAAAUUCUUGACAAGAAACUGGGUUCGGGUUUGGGUUCGGGUUCAAGACAAGUAGAAAUGAGCCAAGAAAACAAGAAGAAGAUCACAAAAAAAGCAGCAGCUUUGGGAGGAAAGGGUAAUGUUACAGUAGGAGCGGGUAUUGAAUCUAAAGCAGACAAAAAUUCCACACAAAGAGAAAGUGUUGAAUCUAAAGGGGAAAAGAAUUCGACCCAAACAGAAAGUGAUGAGCUGCAGAAACAAGAGCUGGAGAAAACAUCUUCAAAUUCUACAUCUGGUGGGAAAAAUGAAAACCCAGUCAUGAAUGAGCAGAGGUCAGAUAUGGGUGAGAGUUUGAAAGAGGAGAUAUCAUCGUCGGGUGGCGUUGAAUCUGCAGGUUCUGGAGAGAAAAUUAACCCUUCAAACGACAAUGAUGAUACGACUGAUCCCUCAGGGGAAAACAGGGGAGGGGAGAUUUCAACCUCCCAGAAUGAAUCUGGUUCAAUGUCCACUUCAGUUCUUCAAGAAGAGACCGAUGCUCGGACGGAUUUGGAAACCAUGCCACAGACAGAAACCAGUGGCAAUGCUCUCCAAGCUACAGAGUAGCAGCAGCAGAGCAGAUCCACCAUUUCUUAUCUUUCUUUCUUUUUAUCUUCUCUUCUUUGAUAGUGUUACUUGUCAAUUGUCAUUGCUGUUUUUUUUUUCUAGCUAUAACAAAAGGACCUUUGAACAGUCACAUCACGGAUAACACUAUCGUUGUUACACACAAUGACUAUAUGCCCGUGAUUGUAUCAAACAUGAUUUCAUCCCUCGAGUCAUAGUCCGAUAACAAAACAGGUAAUGGAAA
Molecule: messenger RNA, 1377 nt
Organism: Cuscuta campestris
Lineage: Eukaryota; Viridiplantae; Streptophyta; Magnoliopsida; Solanales; Convolvulaceae
Source: the annotation of a GenBank genome assembly